AUGGUAGUCUGUAAAGUCGGUUUACUUACGGAAGAUAAUUUUGAGUGAUAACAUCAUAAGAAAACAUUGAUGAAAAAUUGUAUACUUUUAUUUAUGAAUUGAAUUAUUAUCACUGAAUUAUCAUUAAUUUGUAUAAUACAGUUACCAUGGAGAUCUCUCCACAACGUGACACUUUUUCGUGCAUGCUACCGAUGUUCAUCAAUUUAUAAGACGUUAUCACGUCAAAAAUGCACAAUCCCUCUCAGAGGCCCCAACCUCAUACCCACCAACCCCAACUUUCUUCCGCCCAACUCUUUGCGCUGCCGCCACACCGCCUUUCUUUCACUCAGUCACCCCGCACGCGACUCGGCGAGCGCACGCGCCAUGCCCCAGUGACAGUGACAGUUGACAUUUGACAGUUGACAGUGCCACCAUGAAGCUAAUACUUGUUAUGUUGGCGGUCAGCCCAGUGCUCGCGCAGGAGGAUUCGUUCGCGAGCUCCUUUCUUUCCGGUCUAUUAGAUACAUUGGACACACAAGUGGACGCCAAGAACUGCCCCGGCGUGUGCAUGCACGCCAUCGCGUCGCUCAUCUGCUCCAACGUGCUCGAUGAGGUCGAGUGCCCCAAUCCCUCCAUGAAAUGCUGCGUGGACGAGCCGCUUGGCAACGACACGUUGUCGACGACGCGACGGCCGUUCACGACGCGCUACACGACGCCGGAUGACGAGGAGGAGCCCACCACGCCCGCACCAGACAGAUACAAAGACAGUGGUAAUAUCGCGUGCCCCGGUACAUGCGUGGAGAACCGUCUCACACAAUACUGCGAGGCCUAUCUAACGUCACGGGACCUCUGCGUAUCUGGACGGUUGUGCUGUGUGGCCAAAGAUGGCUACGGUGACCGACGUCCGGCUGACCUGGUGGUGCCUAGCGAGAAUAAGAAGCACACUAAGAGACCUAGCACAGCUCUGACUACAACAUCAGCCCCUUCAAAAUACAAGGGCCCUACGCGCAAAUGCCGCGGCGACUGCAUCAGCGGACUCUUCGCUCUGCUCUGCGACCACGUGGACGAGGACGCGUACUGUCCCGGAGAAGGGACGUGCUGUGCUACGGAGCCUAAAGGGGAACAGACUACGACCAGGCGACCACAGACUACACCGAGACCUACUACGCCGGCACCGCUGCCUCGCUGCCCCGGCUACUGUCUCCUGAACAUCAUGGCGGCGUUCUGCGAGCGGCCCGCCGUGCUCGUGUCCCACACACAGUGCAAGACUAGCGGCUCCGUGUGCUGCGACAAUAGCAGAGUGCCCCCGCGCACGACGCAGCGGCCGACGACCACGACGCCGAGCACGACGCCGGCGCCGGCCGACCCGCGCCCGGACUGCCCGGGCUCCUGCAUCGUUUCACUAUUGUCUUUCACGUGCUUCCGCAACGCAGAAAUGACGGACGUGUUCAAGUGCAAGAAAGCUGGUACGCAAUGUUGCGCGCCCAAAUCCAAAGUGCUGGAAGUGACCGGUGUGCAGAGGAACGAUACAUAUCCCCUCGCUACUCCACAGUACGAGCCCUAUACCACCACGCCGCAUCCCCCGCCCAUGACUGUCCCGUAUGAACCAACUUACGGCUCAACGAUAAGAGUGCCGGAAAAAUACAACAAAUACGUUUGCGGAGUGAAAGGAACUUCCUCCCGCAGUUCCCGCCGUCUCGGCCGAGUGAUGGGCGGCGAGGACGGCGAGCGCGGCGAGUGGUGCUGGCAGGUGGCGCUCAUCAACUCCCUGAACCAGUACCUGUGCGGCGCCGCGCUCAUCGGCACACAGUGGGUGCUGACUGCGGCGCACUGUGUUACCAAUAUCGUCCGCUCCGGCGACGCCAUCUACGUGCGCGUGGGAGACCACGACCUCACCCGCAAGUACGGCUCGCCCGGCGCCCAGACCCUGCGCGUGGCCACCACCUACAUCCACCACAACCACAACAGCCAGACCCUGGAUAAUGAUAUAGCACUGCUCAAGCUACAUGGGAAGGCGGAGCUCAAAGAAGGAGUGUGCCUGGUGUGCCUGCCGGCGCGGGGAGUGAGCCACGCGGCGGGCAAGCGCUGCACCGUCACCGGCUACGGGUACAUGGGCGAGACUGGUCCUAUCCCACUGCGGGUGCGGGAGGCCGAGCUGCCGAUAGUCAGCGACGCGGAGUGCAUACGGAAAGUGAACGCCGUCACUGAGAAGAUCUUCAUCCUGCCCGCCAGCUCGUUCUGCGCGGGCGGCGAGGAGGGCAACGACGCCUGUCAGGGCGACGGCGGCGGGCCGCUGGUGUGCCAGGACGACGGGUUCUACGAGCUGGCGGGGCUGGUGUCGUGGGGCUUCGGCUGCGGCCGCCAGGACGUGCCCGGCGUCUACGUCAAGGUGUCUGCGUUCAUCGGCUGGAUCAACCAGAUCAUCUCCGUCAACAACCUAUAGUAUUAGACGUUACUAGAACUCUAUUCAAAGGUCUGGGGUUUGUUACGUUCACAUUGGACUGACAGGCGGUUCACCGCAAGCCAUUUAUAAGCGUCCAAUAGAUGAAUAGUGUUCACACUACUAACAAGUCAAGUUCAGGUACUACGAGUAUGGGCUCAUUUACACGGUGCGAGAACUCGCGCGAGUUUCAUUACAUUGCGGUAUUUAAUCGGUCGCCGAAUUAGUUGUAACCUCAAUAGUCCGCAAUGUAACUAAAAUCGCAUGCGAGUUCGCGUGCCGUCUAAAUCGGCCCUAUCUUUAACUUUCGAUAAUUUACUUUAAAAAUGUACCUUUAAUAUGAAGGCCAUUAUUGUCAAAAUCUACAUAACCUGCAUUAUCUGCAGGAGUGAAAAAUAAAAGUAAGU
Molecule: messenger RNA, 2826 nt
Organism: Cydia pomonella (codling moth)
Lineage: Eukaryota; Metazoa; Arthropoda; Insecta; Lepidoptera; Tortricidae
Gene: mas
Product: protein masquerade
Exons: 15
Coding region: 413-2422 (669 amino acids)
Biological process (GO): proteolysis
Molecular function (GO): serine-type endopeptidase activity
Source: RefSeq, a predicted model, not a curated record